GGCCGGGAAGCGGAGGCGAGCGGCAUGGAUGCCCACGAGCUCUUCCGGAAACUGGGCGCUGGAGCCAAAUUCGACGUGAGGCGCUUCAGGCGGGACGCCGAGCGUUUCGGGGUACUAAGAACUAAAGAAGCAACAGAAACAUCAGAGAUUCUUGGAUCUCUUGAUUUUUUUGGAAAGAAAAGAAAAGAAAACGAACUCCAUGAAGCUCAAACCAAAACAUUAGAACUGUCUAAUUUGCCCCUUGAAGAGGGAGCAGUACCACAGAAAACACAGGCUGCAAAGAAGAGAAAAGGAGAUGGACAAAGUACCAAGGGGAGGGGAAAAAAGAAAAAAGGCCAAGAAACAGUUGCUGUAAUUCCUGGUACUGAAAAUGAUGGUAUAUUAUGGAUGUCCACUCUGGAGGCAAAACUUGACAUUCCAAAAAGCAAGGGUAAAAAGGAACCCAAAACAAAGAAAUUAAAACAAGUUAGACAAGAAAAGAUAAAUCAUUUCAGAAAUAAGCACAAAAUCUACAUUCAAGGCACAGAUCUCCCAGACCCAAUCGCUUCCUUUGAAGAACUUGGAAGAGAAUAUAAAAUCCACUCUAAGAUUAUGCAGAAUAUUGAAGCUGCUGGAUUCCAGAUUCCUACACCAAUUCAGAUGCAAGCUAUUCCCAUCAUGCUACAUGGUCGUGAGCUCCUGGCUUGUGCUCCCACUGGCUCAGGGAAGACGUUGGCAUUCAGCAUUCCCAUUUUGACCCACCUCAAGCAGCCCAUGAAUAAAGGUUUCAGAGCUCUUGUGCUGUCGCCCACACGGGAACUUGCUAGUCAGACCCACAGAGAGCUACUUAAGUUGUCUGAGGGCAUUGGCUUCAGGAUACAUUUGAUUCACAAAGCUGCUGAAACAGCAAAGAAGUUCGGGCCAAAAUCUUCUCAGAAAUUUGAUAUUUUGGUGACUACUCCAAACCGACUUAUCUAUCUGCUGAAACAAGACCCUCCAGCCAUAGAUCUGACCAGAGUGGAAUGGCUGGUAGUCGAUGAGUCAGACAAAUUGUUUGAAGAUGGGAAAACAGGAUUCCGAGACCAGCUGGCUACCAUCUUCUUGGCCUGUUCCUCCCAUGUUGUCAAGAGAGCCAUGUUCAGUGCAACAUUUGCACAUGAUGUGGAGCAGUGGUGUAAACUCAACCUUGACAAUAUCAUAUCUGUAUCCAUUGGAGCAAGGUGA
This is a messenger RNA of Notechis scutatus (mainland tiger snake), 1203 nucleotides long. The record is from RefSeq and is a predicted model, not a curated record. Lineage: Eukaryota; Metazoa; Chordata; Lepidosauria; Squamata; Elapidae.